AUGCCACCGAAUUUCGGCGACAUUUCUGCGGAUGCUCGUCCUCCGGCCACUCCCCGCUCCUCCGCGGAGACUCCUCGCAUGCCUCAGAGCCAGGUUUCUGCUGCGGGAGAGAUCAACUGGCUGCUGUCCUCUUACUCCCUCAUCCCCAACACCAGAGCUGAGAUGAAGCUGAUCAGGAGGCUGCAGCUCCCAAAGGAACCGGUGCCCAUGGGGGUUUGUGGGGAGGCCGUGGCUGACAUCCCCCUCCCUCCAGUGCCCCUGCGCAGCAGCUCGGUGUCGAUGUUGAUCCGAGGCUUUGUGGCUGACGUGGGCUGCGAGCUGCUCUACAGGAACGAGGAACCGGGGCCCAUGGAGGCCGUGUUCAAGUUCCCCGUGGAUGCCGAGGCAGCUGUGUAUGCCUUCCAGGCCCGGCUGGGUGGGGCCUGCAUCCAGGCCCUGCUCCACAAGAAGAAACAGGCGCAGGAGGUGUACGAGGAAGCAGGCACAGGAGCUGUACGGGGACGCACUGGCCGGGGGGCAGAGCUCGUUCCUGCUGCAGCAGAAGGGGCCGGGGGUGACGUGUUCAGCUGCUCCCUGGGGAAUCUGCCCCCCGGGGAGGAGGCGGUGCUGACCCUGCGCUACGUCUGCGAGCUGCCGCUGGAGCCUGACGGGGCUGCCCGCUACGUGCUGCCGACCGUCCUGCGUCCCCGCUACACGCCCCAUGAGUGGGAUGGGGAGGAUGUCACCCAGGGGGUCCCGCGGGUCCCCCAGCGGGAGCUUCCCUACACUCUGAGCCUGAGCGCCACGCUGCAGUCGCCGCACGGCAUCAACCGCGUGCUCUCCAACUGCCCCCUCACUCCCCUGAGCUAUACAGCUGGGAAGAACCACUGCCCAGGCUCCCUGAUGGGCGACCCAGCCGUGACGGUGACUCUGCUCCCUAGCAUGCCCGAGGUGGUGCCAGCCCAGAGCCGGGCUGGGGAGUUCAUACUCCUGCUGGAUCGCUCCGGCGGUAUGGCAUGCCCCAUGGAUAGCAGAGACCUCUUCUGCCAGCGCAUCAACAGCACCAAGGAGACCCUGAUCCUGAUCUUGAAGAGUUUGCCCCUGGGCUGUUAUUUCAACAUCUAUGGCUUUGGGUCUGAGUUCGAGUUCUACCCGCAGAGCAUGGAAUAUACCCAGCAGACCAUGGCCGAGUCCCUGCGGUGCGUCCAGCUGCUCCAGGCUAACCUGAGGGGCACCAAAAUCUUGGACCCACUAUGAGCCAUUUACCGCAGCCCCUGCCGGGACGGGCACCCACGCCAGAUGUUCGUGUUUACGGAUGAGGAGGUAGAGAACACCCAGUAUGUCGUCACAGAGGUGUG
Gopherus evgoodei (Goodes thornscrub tortoise) is the source of this 1337-nucleotide messenger RNA. RefSeq names its product von Willebrand factor A domain-containing protein 5A-like. The coding region runs from base 1 to 1236 and encodes 411 amino acids. Lineage: Eukaryota; Metazoa; Chordata; Testudines; Testudinidae. The transcript has 11 exons. The record is from RefSeq and is a predicted model, not a curated record.